GGGCUGUACCGCCGGGCACCCGCCUCCUGCCACCGCCCCGCAUCCGCCGGGCUGGGAGCCGGCGGGCUGCCGACCGCCAAGAUGGUCCAUCACUCGGGCUCCAUCCAGUCCUUCAGGCAGCAGAAAGGUAUGAAUACAAGCAAGAGUGAGACGGUGAAGGAACACCCACUGAAACCCUCUAGAAGAUCUAUGCCAUGCUUAGCGCAGAGCCAAACACAUCCUCAGAGUCUGAGCAAGCAUUCUUCAUUUCUGCAGCCAAAUCGUGUACAGCCACAGCCUCAGCCUUUGAGUGCAGGGACAUCUACGGCUACCAUUGAUGUAGUGUCAGAACGAGCUAAAGUGAUGGAGACUUUAGAAAACAACUUGCUCAAGCUGUCUAGUACAGAGUACAAUGAUCCGUUCUUAGGCAUAGGAAAGGACAAAGACACGUACACAGAUGAUUCAGAACAUGGAAAUUACGAUGUUCGUACAGAUCAGUCAUUGCUUAUUGAAAGCAAGCUCACCAGGCAGAAAACAGAACCUCGAACUAAAUCAUCUUUGAAGACCGAUGCCAUGGCAUCAUCAGGCCUCUUCUUCAAAGAUGGCAAGAAACGCAUUGAUUACAUCCUGGUCUACAAAAAGUCAAGCCUGCAGGUAGAAAAAAGAAGCACGUUUGAGAAGAAUUUGAGAGCAGAAGGACUGAUGUUAGAGCGAGAGCCAGCUGUAACAAACAGUGAUAUCAUGUUUGUUAAAAUUCACUGUCCAUGGGAGACGCUGUGCAAAUAUGCAGAAAGAAUGAACAUCAGGAUGCCUUUCAGGAAAAAAUGUUAUUACACUGACUGGAGGAGCAAAACCAUGGGCAGUUUGCAGAGGAAUAUGAGAGAGCUGAAAAGCUGGUUGCCCAGAAAUCCAAUGAAGCUUGAUAAGGAGGCCCUACCAGAUCUUGAGGAAACAGAUUGCUACACAGCACCCUUUAGCCGUGCACGCAUCCACCAUUUUACCAUAAACAACAAGGACAGCUUCUUCAGCAACUCCACAAGAAGUAGAAUUGUCCAUCACAUGCUGCAGAGAACCAAGUACGAAGAUGGAAAAUCCAAAAUGGGUAUUAAUAGGUUACUAAACAAUGGAACAUAUGAAGCAGCAUUUCCACCACAUGAGGGAAGCCACAAAAGCAGACAUCCCAUCAAAACACACGGAGCUCAGAAUCACAGACACCUCUUGUAUGAGCGUUGGGCACGGUGGGGAAUGUGGUACAAGUACCAACCUCUGGAUUUAAUCAGGCGAUAUUUUGGUGAAAAAAUUGGACUGUAUUUUGCCUGGCUGGGAUGGUACACUGGAAUGCUGAUUCCUGCUGCCCUGGUUGGACUCUUUGUUUUCCUUUAUGGACUGUUUACGAUGGAUUCCAGCCAAGUAAGCAAAGAGAUCUGCGAGGCAAAUGAAACCAUCAUGUGCCCUAUGUGUGAACGCAAUUGCACGCUACAAAAGCUCAAUGAAAGCUGCAUAUAUGCCAAGGUUACACAUUUGUUUGAUAAUGGAGGGACUGUCUUCUUUGCAAUUUUCAUGGCAAUCUGGGCUACAGUCUUUCUAGAAUUCUGGAAAAGACGGAGGGCUGUUUUAACCUACGACUGGGACCUCAUAGAUUGGGAAGAUGAAGAGGAAGAGCUGCGUCCCCAGUUUGAAGCUAAGUAUUCCCAAGUCGAGAGAGUAAAUCCCAUCACAGGAAAACCUGAACCUUUUCAACCUUUCCCUGACAAGCUCAGUCGGCUGAUGGUGUCUGUCUCAGGAAUAUUCUUCAUGAUUUCACUCGUCCUCACUGCAGUUUUUGCAGUCGUGGUGUAUCGUCUGGUGGCCAUGGAACAAUUUGCUUCUUUCAAGUGGUAUUUCAUCAAGAAGUAUUGGCAGUUUGCAACAUCUGGCACUGGAGUCUGCAUCAAUUUUAUGAUCAUCAUGUCACUCAAUGUUGUGUAUGAAAAGGUUGCCUAUCUCCUGACAGACUUAGAGCAUCCAAGGACUGAGUCCGAAUGGGAAAACAGCUUUGCCUUGAAAAUGUUCCUCUUCCAGUUUGUCAACUUGAACAGUUCUAUCUUUUACAUUGCCUUUUUUCUUGGCAGAUUUGCAGGCCGCCCUGGAAAGUACAACAAGCUUUUCAACAGAUGGAGACUGGAAGAGUGUCAUCCAAGUGGCUGCUUGAUAGAUCUGUGUUUGCAGAUGGGAGUUAUUAUGGUUUUGAAACAAAUGUGGAACAACUUUAUGGAGCUAGGCUAUCCGUUAUUACAGAACUGGUGGUCACGGCGCAAAAUGAAAAGAAGGGGGCAAUCAAUGGAGCAUAAAAUUUCUCUACCUCAGUGGGAAAAAGAUUGGAAUCUGCAGCCUAUGAAUCUCCAUGGUUUAAUGGAUGAAUACUUAGAGAUGGUGUUACAGUUUGGCUUUACCACCAUCUUUGUUGCUGCCUUCCCACUGGCACCUCUUCUGGCACUGCUGAACAAUAUCAUAGAAAUAAGGUUAGAUGCAUAUAAGUUUGUGACUCAGUGGCGAAGACCUAUGCCUGCAAGAGCAACAGAUAUAGGUAUCUGGUAUGGGAUUCUUGAAGGAAUUGGAGUACUGGCUGUCAUCACCAAUGCCUUUGUUAUCGCCAUCACUUCAGAUUACAUUCCACGUUUUGUCUAUGCAUAUAAAUACGGUCCCUGUACAGAUCAAGGAUACAGACAAGAAAAAUGUCUAAAAGGAUAUGUCAAUAGCAGCUUAUCAGUGUUUGAUCUGAGUGAACUUGGAAUGGGAUAUUCAGGAUACUGCCGCUACAGAGAUUAUAGAGCUCCUCCCUGGAGUUCAACUCCCUAUGAAUUCACUUUGCAGUUCUGGCACGUUCUGGCAGCACGACUGGCCUUCAUUAUUGUUUUUGAGCACCUUGUUUUCGGAAUAAAGUCUUUCAUUGCUUACCUGAUUCCAGACAUGCCCAAAGACUUGUGUGACAGAAUGAGGAGAGAGAAGUACUUAGUCCAGGAAAUGAUGUAUGAGGCUGAACUAGAGCAUUUGCAGAGAGAAAGAAAAAAGAAUGGGAAACAGUAUCACCACGAAUGGCCUUAGUCAAUACCAUGCUGCAACAAAAAAUGCUGUUUGGAAACUGAAGAGAGCGAUUUCGAAAUGAAGUCAGUCUUGCAUCAGCGUGUGCGAUUCAAAGUGUAUAUAUGUUCUUGUUGGGCUGUGCCGUUGCAGGCUUUGGUGGGAAGUGGAAAACAAGUGCUUCCGAUGAAGGAAAUGAAGAGCCUUACCUGUAUCUGGUCUGUGAGGUGAGCGCCCAGAAGAACUGGCACUCAGGAAUGUGCAGCAGGUUAAAAAUUUGGACACUGAUUUUAAAAUGGCAAUGAGGUUUUUAUGCUGCUCGUGAAGAUGCUGACAGCAUAAUGACAAUAAAAAAUAACCUAUAAACUUAUACGGUAAGGGCAUGACUAAAAAGAAAUUACAUGGUAUCCACUACAGCUUCUGAUUGCUCAGCUGCAUCUGUAAUGCCUCUGAAGAAACAAAAACAGUUGUUGCCUUUGUGGCCAUAACUUGUUAUAAAUGAUCGUUCAGGCUUAUUGUUUUGUCAGGUUUGUCCUAGUCUCUUGUUGAGAUUGUGGAUGUGGUCUUACCCUAAAAAAAGGGGUAUAUGGCUGCUUAAUAUAUACUAUGCAGUUUAAGAUUUGCACAUCAUUGUCAUUAAUCUAUCCUUCUCGUUGAAAACCAAAAAUUCUAAAUUCAAAGAGAAAACAGCAGCACGAGGACACAUUGCAUUGCCCACAUUGCAGCUGUAGUUGAAAAUGACAUGGCUAUGAGUUGUCUUUCCUCUAUUUCUGUGCAGAAAGGCCACCUUCACACACGAGGAUGAAAGAAUUGUCAUUUCCAUGCUCUGCUGUAGCAUGCAGAUGUCGAUAACUGUGUUACUGUUCUCUUUGAGCUGUCUGAGCAAUGAUUCCGUGACUUCACAGAAUGCUAACUUGGAAUAUUCUAAUACAGUGCAAAUUACUUCAUUCUGAAUAUACAAUUAACUAUUUAUAGUAUGCAAGCUUAUGCAGAUAUGUAUCAGACUUACAGUAUAGCAUUUUGACUUUCUUGUUCAGGGAAGGAGAAGCUGAGCACCUUAUAACAAUGCUCUUCUUAUUGUAACAGUAAAUGUUCCAGUUACGUGCACUUCUUUUAUGGGGCUAAAUAAGUCAAAGUUCGAGAACUAGAUACAGGCUGAUGUGUAUACAGGUUGUCUAUAAAAGCACACACACACAGUGGUUACUUUUAGAUUUUUUAUUAUUAAUUGUAUGCCUUCUUACAGUCUGGGGGAGCUCCGUGUAUAAAAUCAAUAUAAAAAGUAGGCGCUUAUGUAAAGAACUGAAUUUUCAGAGGGGUUUUUGUGAAUACAGUUUAAGGUAGCGUUGCUUAUGGUUGUUGCCACAUUUUGUCGAUGAGGUUGUCUAACAUUUCAUAAUGUGUGAAAAAAUAAGCACUUACAUUGCAAAACUUAAACAAGCAAGCAGAGUUCACUUGCAGCACAGAGUAGGGAAACAGAGUUGCAGUCAUCCCGUUUAUCUUAUACAGUUUUAAGCAGUGCUCCUUUAUACUGAAUGAGAAGAAAAAGACCCAACGAAAAACAAAACCCAUCAAAUCAUACUGACGUUAUGCAUUUACAUUAUUUUACAGAGAAAGCUGCAGUGAAACCACUGCUGACAGAUACAAAAAGACCUGAAAUACUACUGGGUAAAUGCCACAUUUAGUCAAUAGGUGUCAUACGAGUAUUUACUUACAUACAUUAGAACAAGCUUUUUUUUAUUAUUAUUAUUACAUCACAUAAAAAUGAAUUUUAAGAGCCCAUUGAAUAGAUGAGUAGAAUCCAUUGUACUCAGUGAACAUUAGCAUCAAAGUUUAAGUUCUUUACUCAUUCCACUAUAUUCAUGAAAUGUGUAGGUUAAUUCCAGCUUAAUGUGACCUGACAAGGCAACUAUAGAAGUAUUUACAGUACUGCACAAAGGAGGAAGGAAAUGGAAAGGUAUGGAUUAAUCAGGUGUAUUAGCAGUUAGUUCUUCGAUAAUGGGUAAUCAGAACUCAGAUUUCCCUAUUUUGGAAAUGCUUUUCUUUAUAUUUUGGAUAGUUCCUCGGGAGUCCUUAUCAGAAAUAUCAGCACUCUCCUCAGUGCUUAUAGAUUCACACUAACGUAAUUUAUUCUCUCCUUGUUUCAUACUGUGGAAUAUCAAGCAUCACUUGGCAGCAUUAACCACGUGCCACAGGUUCUGUUUCUGUGCCAUGUAGUGAUAAUGCUUCAGUUCUUCAGAAGGUCACACUUCAGCUCUCUUUUUCAAGUUCUCUUUCAUAGCAAAAUGCCUUGGCUGGCCCAAGGUAAGAAGACUUCAAAGAAAAAUCAGCCACAGUCAGAACUGGUGAUUAUGUUUAUAUUCUUAGUAAUUUUCGGCACUGGUGUAUAAAAGUAGAUUGAAGGCAAGAGUGUAGAUCUGACAUUGCAGUUUAUGCACUGGAAAAAGCACAAGAAAUUUUGGAGAAACACUGUGUUUUCCUUUAUAAGGACAUGAACAAAGUGUAAAGGUUUUGCCACUAACAGUCAUUUGCUUAAGCUGAGAACUUCUUGCUAGAGUUUGUUUAGUAUGCUGUUUGCAUUGACUGCACGUUGUUUUACUGAAGCACAAAGCAUACACCUGCUGUCCUCAGGAAUAGUGUAUUUUAUGAAUGGUGAAUGAUCUUUUCAUAUUCUAGGUAUUGUCUUUCCAAAGGAAUGACCAGUAUGAAUAGACCAUGCAUGCGAGCUGCAUUUGUGAAACCUGACAAAGCUUUAGAACUUAAAUUUGUGCAAAAACGCUUUAGGUCAUUGCUGGUCUAAUCUAUGCCAAUAUUGCUCUGUGCAUGCACCCUUACAGAGACCGCAUGAGCAGCUAGAUAUUCUUAAAUACAAACGAUUAGUCCAAAAUGUCUUAAUUAUUCUUAACCAAAUUCAGUGUCUUGCUGCAGACGAAAGAAAUUUUCCAUUUCAGAAACUGAAAAACUGACACACAUUAUACAUAUUUCUAGUUACUUUUCAUUCCAAAUUUGUGCCUACUGUGUGAGACCUGAAUUCUGGUGAGAAAAAAAGGAGGGGGAAAAAAGCAUCCAAAGAAUUCUGUUUUAUUAGCCUUCCUAAUGAGAAGUUUCUUCUUGGAGCUCCUAAUCUCUUUCUAUUGAGGGGGAUGCAUCAAGUGCUUGGCAUCUACAACUGAGUGACAACAGGGUUGCUUACAGUUUUAGGAAAGGUUGUCUAUCUGUAAUGCUGUAAUGUAAUUGUCUUACAAUAGAGUGAUUGGGCAUCCUGACCGAGUAUUGAUAUUUUAAACAAGGCAGACAACGCAAUGGCAAAUUUUCCUUCCAGCAUCCUUUUUAUUGAGGCAUUCAUAGAGAAAACUUAGAUGAACACUUAAGUUAAUAUUGAUGAUGAUGAGGCUUAAAUUUCCACAGUAAUGUUGGAUGACAAACAGUUUGUGUUUUUCAUGUUUCUUUAAAAGUACUUGUCUUCAUUCCUACAAAGCAGAUGCGUCACCUCCUACUACGCCCUUUUCUGAUAGCAGUUUGACUUAAAUUGUGUUUUUAGGAUUGCUUAGGCUCUGUUGUAUCCCAAAGAAAACUCAAAUUAAAAUCAAUGUUUGGAGAGUCUAGUGAAAAUAGGUGAAUAGAUACAUACCUUAAUGUGUAAAUUAAUUAAUUUCCCGAGGUUUUCUUCAUGAAAGAAAGUAUCUUGGGAAACCAAGUUUUAGAGUCAGUGUUAAUACAGGGAAAGGCAUGAACUCGAGAUAUUUUUUUCUUACCAUGUCAUCGUGGUGAUCUGUGUGCAUUGGUGGUUUCCUUAUUUUGGCUUCUUCUGCAAACUCCAAAUGCGAGUGCUUCCAGGGAGAAUGAUUGGAGCCAUGCAGUUCAGUGAAUUCCCUGCAUGGUAUCACAUGGGAUUUAUUCAUUCCGAAUAAAUCACCAAUUUUCAGGGGCAAAUUUGUAUACCUGUGUUUAGAAGCAUCAAAUCACUUUGAUUAACUGAAAAUGAUCCUUGUCUGUAAAAAGAAAAAGCUUUCCUUAAAUAGAUAGCUUAUGUGUAAUACCAAUUUUCAUUAGGAUUUUUAUAAAUUAGAUUUUUUAAAGUACACUGAGUAGUGUACUCUUAUAAACAUCUGUAUAUGAUGGCAGUGAAGUUAAUGGGAAUCGAUCACAUUUUCCAUUUAGCAUUAUGCAGAAGAAAAGGGACAGAUACAAAAACAGUUAUCAAUGUAUCUGUGAUCAUUUAAAAUUGCAUUAGUAUUUCCAGAUCCUCGUUAACUACUAAUGUUGAUUUUGAGGGGUUAAAGCUUGAAACAGAUCUUAACCAACUAUUCAUUACAUUCUGUAUUUCAUGUUACAGCUGACACAGAAUUCAGAGAUCCACAUUUAGGCAGAUUUCUGAGAAAGAUGAAGUUAUUUUGUUAGUUCUAAUGUAUGGUUUGACUGAAGCGUAACCAGUAGCCAUUUUUCCAAGCAUUUAAGUUAGCUGCAACCAUGAAUUCCUAUGGGAGAAAAGAUGGUGGCUUUCAAAGACCUCUUUACCUUUUGUGCUCAAGCUCAUGCUAGUUAAAGCCUGCCUCCUGCUGCAGUAAAAUGGAAUAAACCUGCUUUCUGCGGCUGGAGAUGAGCAGAGAAAGCAAAGCUCUUGUGUUCAUUUUAGCAAGUUUUGCUGUAGAUCAGUUCUCCAAAAUGGGCGGUUGGAAACUGGAGCACAGUGAGAAUCCCUGCAACCCUUUUCCUUUUCUUUACUUAUCCUUACUUUACUUAUCCUUAGUGUUCUAUUAAAUGAUGCUUUCUUGCUGACGGUCCAGUUUCAAGAGCAGUUGCCUGACCUAAGUUACUCAAACAGAAGCCAAACAGAAGUGUUCCCAAACCAGUCUGUCCAGUGCUUGUCACCAGCCAGUAUGCUCAGGAUGGAGUGGUGCAAGAAAGCACAUGGUAUGUCUGUGUCUGCUGCUAGGCUAUGUCUGUCACUGUCCCAAGCACUACCUUUUGCAGUCCUUCUGUCCCUCCCUACACACACACACACCUAAAGGUCCUACCCCAUCUUAGCAUAUUGAAAUUGAUACGAAUAGGCUCAUAUCAACAGUUUUUCUCUAAUUCUGACAUUACAACCGCAUUCACUAUAAAUUUACAUUGACUUAAUUUUGACGUAGUUGUGAUAGCACAGCGUUACCACAGUAGCACAAGUUUAUAACAACACAGCAACAAACUGUAGAGAAAUCCCUUUGCUUUUCCAUGUUACGCAGGAACUUGCUUAGUCCAGGACUGGAAUUUUGUCUUGAAAUGUUAAUGGAAUAACCCCCUCAUCACAGCACUGGAAAUUACCUUUUGUUAGUUCUGUUGGCUCAUUCUAACUUCUUGCCGUAAGCUCUGUAACACUAGGUGUUCCCUGUAGCAUGCUCUUUAAUUGCCGUGAACUACUUGUUGGGAUGCUACUAGAUAUGAGCAAUGAGGAUUAAACCCAAUGCAGUCUAAAGCAAAUGUAAUUUUAAGUACUAGGAAGUUGAGAAUUGUGUUGAAAUUUUCAGAAAGUUCAGAUCACCUUUUCAUUUAAUGUUCUAUUCAGAAGACUCGGGAUUUUGUAUUGAGAAUACAGAACUGUUGAUUCUAAUUUUUACCUAGAGUAGCAUUGCUGAAAUUUCAGUUGUUUGAAGUAAUCUCAAGUAAAAUCUGCAUCAUAUAGUUCAGCCAUUUUUACUUCGAUAGUCCUGGCUAACUUUCAAUAUCAUGAUCAUAAGAGAUUUCUUAAAAGGUGUAUAUACUUGAAAUUUGUGUAACGUUUAAAUACAACUUGGUUUCUACGUAAGAAAUGAGAGUACAGUUUCAACUAUUUUUUCUAUUCAUAAUUCCAAACUUUGUAAGUAACAUUUAAAAUACGAUUACCACCAAGUGUUUCAGAGAAAUUAACUUUUAUGCACUGGAAGCUAGAAGUUCCUCUUGCCUGUCAGCUUUCACUUUGUUUUAGGUUUAAGGUUACUCUUAGAAGCUGGUGCGUACCCCAGAACUAAAUGAAUUCACCGAGGAAAAGUUGUUGAUAUGAUUAAUUAUUGUAAGACACUUUUGGCAUAAAUUUGUCUUUGAGAUGCUGUUUACUUUAUCAAGGUUUACAUGUACAAAUGCAAUGACUUACUGUAUCAUACACAUUUGAAUAUUGCAUUUUUCAGUAAUAAACUUGGAUAUCUUUGAAGGAA
Coturnix japonica (Japanese quail) is the source of this 9206-nucleotide messenger RNA. It is a transcript of the gene ANO3, whose product is annotated as anoctamin 3. Lineage: Eukaryota; Metazoa; Chordata; Aves; Galliformes; Phasianidae. Gene Ontology annotation, biological process: chloride transmembrane transport. The record is from RefSeq and is a predicted model, not a curated record. Gene Ontology annotation, cellular component: plasma membrane. Gene Ontology annotation, molecular function: chloride channel activity; protein dimerization activity.